UACAUGAUGUGUACGAUAUUUGCAUCAAACCAGGCGGCCCUGCCUUUCAGGGCUCUCAAUGGCGCGUAGAGGGCAUGAAGAACGAACACGUCGUUGCCUGUGCCCUUUAUAAUUCGUCGAGUGUAUGGCAUCUUUUGACUUGUUAUCCAAAACUUCAACUAUUUUUAGGAGAAUAUUUCUCCCAACUCAGUCGAAUUUCGCAUGGUCGUUGAGACACCGCCCUGCAUUUCCCAAGAACGACUACCAGGACAUAACAAUCAGGACUAGGGGUUUACAGACAAGAAAACCUUGUCACCAGUAUAUUGGUGCUAUCCCAAUUCACCAAGGACUAUGCAUCGCAUAUCCUAAUAUGUAUCAAUAUCACAUCACACCGUUCUCAUUGGUCGAUCCGUCAAAGGAGGGGCACCAACGUAUCAUUGGGUUGUACUUGGUUGAUCCAACUAUUGCACCGCUGGCGUCCACGCAGAGAGUCCCACCCCAACAGAAGGCAUGGACGAGGUUAGGUCUCGAGAAGGGGACUCAUGUGAAUCUUCGCAGUGGAGCUCGUUGAUAAAGUGCUUGAUGAGGUGGACGGACUCAUGGAUAUGAUGAAGCGGUGAAGUAUAGGGGAAGGAUGGUGAAGGAACGAACCAGAUUGUCG
Molecule: messenger RNA, 640 nt
Organism: Suillus subaureus
Lineage: Eukaryota; Fungi; Basidiomycota; Agaricomycetes; Boletales; Suillaceae
Exons: 2
Coding region: 125-550 (141 amino acids)
Source: RefSeq, a predicted model, not a curated record